Messenger RNA from Diospyros lotus (date-plum), 1226 nucleotides. RefSeq lists its product as uncharacterized. The record is from RefSeq and is a predicted model, not a curated record. NCBI's taxonomy places the organism in Eukaryota, Viridiplantae, Streptophyta, Magnoliopsida, Ericales, Ebenaceae. Gene Ontology annotation, biological process: regulation of transcription by RNA polymerase II. The coding region runs from base 136 to 1071 and encodes 311 amino acids. The transcript is spliced from 2 exons.
GUUCUUCUUCGCGGGUUUUUCUUCCCACUUUGCUCAGAUCAAAACUGCAAACCCCUCGCCAAAGGCUUCCAUUCUCUCUCUCUCUCUCUCUCUCUCUCUCUCUCUCUCUCUCUCUCUCUCUUUUUGUGAUUGAUAAUGGAGACCAGGUUUCAUGGCUUACCUCCUCUGAAAAGAUUCAGGCUGAUGCAAGAAGAGCAGCAGAAAAAAGAGACCCAGUACGCCGCCGCCGUAUCAUUCCCUCUCCCAGCCAAAAAGAGGAAAGAAGCCUGGGAUCUGCAUCCGCCUGCCGCCGUGUGUUUGCCGGCCAAGAAAAGGAUCUGGGCGGUUCAGCCCAACCUCGUCCCGGAUGAAGAAACCUCGGCCUUCGACCUCAACAAGCCGCCGGUCGGCGACCAAGGAAACCGCGAUGAAAUUGCAGAAGGUGAAAAUGAAGAUGAUGAAAAUGGCGGAGAAGAGGAAGAAGAAGACGACGGGAUCGAAUGCGCCGUGUGCCAAAGCACAGACGGCGACCCUUCAGACCCCAUAGUGUUCUGCGAUGGCUGCGAUCUAAUGGUCCACGCAACCUGCUUCGGCUCGCCCCUCAUCAAUGGCGUUCCAGAAGGAGACUGGUUUUGCGCCCAAUGCUCGGCUUCUCAGCCGCCGCAACCCGGCGCCGGCGCAAGCCCUUUUUCUUGCUGCCUCUGUCCGGCCGCCGGCGGCGCCAUGAAGCCGACCACCGAUGGCCGGUGGGCUCACAUUGUGUGCGCUUUGUUUGUUCCGGAAGUAUUCUUCUCCGAUCCAGAAGGCCGAGAAGACAUCGACUGUUCGAAAGUUCCUGUGAGAAGGUUUGAGCAGAGUUGCUAUCUGUGCAAAACUGCGAAUGGGUGCGCCAUCGAUUGUUCUGAACCUAAGUGUCCAUUGGCGUUCCACGUGAGCUGUGGGUUGAAGGAGGGUCUUUGUGUUGAGUACAGAGAAAGCAGAGCCAAGGGUGCCAUUGUUGCUGGGUUCUGCAAAGGCCACACCGAGCUGUGGAAGAAGCAACAACAAACAGGGAAAUUCAAGAUUGUUGCAAGAGAUGAGACCAAGGAGUAGCGGAGCAAUUCUGUGAAUGUUAUGGAUGGAUCUGUGGGCAGAAACUUUGGGGGAGAUGUGUUAGCCAUUCGGAAAUUAGAGAUGCUUAUUAGUAAUUCUAGUGUUGAGAUGACUUUUACAAGUAAUGAAUGAAUUUGUUUUUUAGCUUUCCUCUA